This is a messenger RNA of Acanthaster planci (crown-of-thorns starfish), 7233 nucleotides long. Its product is annotated as ETS translocation variant 1-like. Gene Ontology annotation, molecular function: sequence-specific DNA binding; DNA-binding transcription factor activity, RNA polymerase II-specific. Gene Ontology annotation, cellular component: nucleus. Gene Ontology annotation, biological process: regulation of transcription by RNA polymerase II; cell differentiation. NCBI's taxonomy places the organism in Eukaryota, Metazoa, Echinodermata, Asteroidea, Valvatida, Acanthasteridae. The record is from RefSeq and is a predicted model, not a curated record.
UUUUAGUUCGCUCAUCAUGCACUCUUUACUGCGGCGCAGUUAACUCAACAUGGACGGUUCGGCGCGAGAAACUGUCCGCAGAAAACCGUGAUUUUCGUAGGAUUGUCGGCUUUGUAUCUUCACCCAGGCGACGCAGCACGGGAUUUGGAGAUAAGUGGAACCGACGGGAAGACAAGCCGUGUCUUGGCACGGUUGAUCGAGACUGCAGUAAUCAGCCCUGUCUCGUGAGGAUCCUGGCUGUCGGUGGUCAUCAUGGGGGAUUGCGGAGGGUUCUAUGAUCAGGAAGUACCCUACAUGGACCCACAGACUGUUCCCGAUGUAGAUGAAUCUUCAUCCAGUGGUUACUGUGAUGAUUAUAGUUGUGGAUAUCGUACAGAACGCCACGACAAACAGACCAGUAACUGUUGCUUGGACAAAGACUGCUUGGAGAAAGACUCUGAGGAACUGUUUCAAGAUCUGGAUCAGCUUCAAGAUGAGUGGCUUGAUGGUCUCUGUGAUUUGGACACUGAAGCAGAGCAGUUUGUACCCGACUUCCAGAAUGAUAAUCUUCCUCUCAACGUGAAGAUCAAGGCAGAGCCCAAGAGUCCGAGUUGUCACAAGCCAUGCGCUCAUAUGAAGUUCCCCUCCUCAUCCUCCUCCAUGUCCACGACACCUCACUUCGACUUCAGCAACAGCCACAAGUUCGAGUUUGGCGAGCAGCUGGUGAUUGACGUGCCCCCGAUGAAGCCCAGUGGCCUGUCCAGCCCCCCCACCCCAACCACCAGUGGUACGGGGAGCAGCACGCCCCUGGUCCCCACAACUUCUGAUGAGCGCAGUGACCUGCGGAUCACCACCCCUCUGUCCACUGCAUCCUCUUCUUCCCUGCCCAGCCUGGACUUGAACUUCAACGUGGUCAAGCAGGAGAUGGCACGUUCAUCCCCGCGAUCCUCUUGUGCACUGUCUGCCUGUACUCCCUUCAAGGAACCAGCAUUUCCUUCUGCUAGAGACCUCCAAGCAUAUACCAUGGAGAAGAGAUAUCAUCGUCAGACGUCAGAGCCGUGCUUCCUGUCUUUUCCCAGCGAGCAGCGCUCUCACUUCCAGCGCCAGAACUCAGAGCCCACAUUUGUUCCUUUCAAGCACCAGGGCCACAUUGGUGGUCAGUUCGAGCAUGGCUACGCGGGUUUCCCGAUCAAGCAAGAGCCGCGCGACUUCUAUGAAGCAGAGGUACCCAAUUCCUGUUGCAUGGGGUUCCAGCGUGGGGAAAUGUACAACCACCAAGGAAAUACUGAGGGAUGUAUUCCUGAACAUACAGCUAGACACUUCUUUGAUGAUGCCAGUGUUCCUGAGAAGAUCCCUGAAGGUGACACCAAGCCAGAGGCAUUCCGUGAUGGGCCACCCUACCAGCGCCGUGGCUCCUUGCAGCUCUGGCAGUUUCUGGUCACGCUCCUUGAAGACCCGGCCAACGGGGGCUUCAUUGCCUGGACAGGCCACGGACUGGAAUUCAAGCUGAUUGAACCUGAAGAGGUGGCCCGACGAUGGGGCAUCCAAAAGAACCGACCUGCCAUGAACUACGACAAACUCUCCCGUUCCUUGCGCUACUAUUACGAGAAGGGCAUCAUGCAGAAGGUGGCUGGCGAGCGCUAUGUCUACAAGUUUGUCUGUGACCCCGAGGCGCUCUUUAUGAUGGCGUUCCCGGAGGGCCUGCGUGCUGCUCCGGCCCUCACCACACCUGGCCCCACCCUGCCUCCACCCGCCUCGGACCGCAGUGUGCCAGCCAGCCAGCCUGUCAAAAUCAAGGAGGAACCACCCAUCCACAUGCAGGAACACCAGGACAUGUAUGUGCCAGACAUGGUCCCAGCCUGCCCCCCGCUCCAACACCAUUUGGAGGGCUCUGCCUAUUGAGAUUUGGAGGUUGGAGUUGCGACAACACCCUCCCCCUCAAAAAAAAAGACAUCGUUAGUGUACGCUUGUGUGUCUGUGAUUGCUUCUGCAAGUACCAGCCUAAGUUUGUUUCGUAAGCAGUUUGUAUCUAUAGGGUUUUCUUGGUUGUAAUAUUCUUUGUUUUUUGUGCACUUUCAAGUUUCCCUGUGGGGCAGAAGGAAGGAUGACAUUUGAAACAUGUAAGGUUUUGGGUAGUGAAUGGGACAGGAAUAUGUGAUGCAUUUUGAACACCAAAGCUAAAGAUGAACAAUGUUUUACGUUGGUUUUUGGAUUCUUCAAUGUGAUUAUUGGAUUGACGAAAGCAUUUUAUAAUAGGUCAAAAGAUAUUUUCAGUUGAUUUUAGUGUACACGUCUCUCAUUUGCAUCAACAGUACAACAGUUUUUCUGUCGUUUUUGUUCUUCAGAGAAAGAUUUUUUGGGUUUUUAACUUUUUCAGCCCUGCAAUUUUUAUGGACAAUCUUUGCUGAAAGAUCAGUGUUGAAAGAUCACUUUUUUUCAAUCCUACAAAAAAUAAUACAGGAUAUUUUAUACAUGUUUAUACUUUGAAUUAUACUGUCCGCCAUUUUGUAGCAGAAAACAUGAAUGUGAAAUUUUGGAUAUUUUCUAGGGCAUGGUGGAUAAAGAUACUAAUUUUGACCUUUUAGAAGAGAUACAUACAAGUUGUCAGAAUUUUUUGUUGUUUUGAAGGAAGUGUGAUCAGUGUCAUUCAGAAGAUCAGGGGAUAUUCAGCGUGGUAAAAAAAAAAAGAAACAAACGAAAGACAAACACCUCUUAAAAAGGACUUUGGCUAUGUCUAAAAGUUAAUGGCUAUGGCUGUAGACACCGCUGUUUAGCCACUCCCAACAAAUGUGUUACUUCCACCUUUAGCCAGCUGGCGUGGCCUUUAGAUUGGUCAUUCGUGUUUGAAUCUCUGCCAAUCAGAGCAUUUUGUUCCUCUUAGCAGACUUUGGGACUAACAGAGUGGUUAUUGGUGUUGCUUUUUUCAUUUUUUCAGUUGAUCAUUUGAUCUGAAAGAGUUCAUUGUCAGCAGUUAUUAAAUUGUUUUAUUUACAAGUAAAAGUACUAUAAACAGAGUAUAGCUUAACAUUAUUUCUUACUUCUCUUUGGUUUACAGGAAAAGGACUAGAUUUUUAGUUCAGGAGUAUUGGAAAUGGAGAAUUCAGAUGUCUUUAAAUUUGGAGUUUAAAGGAUUCUAACACUGUAAAAAUUAAAAUUUGAAAAUCGGUUUCCGCGAUUUAGUUUUUUUAUAAGGCAGAAAAGGGAGAUGUUAGAUCUUUAAAAUAGAGAGUACUUGUAGAUUAUCCAGGUGGCAGGUCACCAAGUACUUCUUCACUGGAUGAUUGUGGAAAGGGUGUGGUGGCCCUGGAAUGUGUAUAAAUAAAAUCAAGUUUUUGUACAGAAUCACUUAGAAGUUCUUUUUUAUUCAAAAUGGGUGAUUCGCUUUUGGGUUACUGAUGCAGUCUUCUACAAUUACAUACCUGUAGAUCGGGAAAUAUACAUACUGUAAGAAAAAUAAAAAGGUGUUUUUUCAUGCUCACUGUAAAGUUGAAACCCCCUUCUUUCUUCAAUAUAUUUUUGUCACUGAAAUUUUAAACAAUUACAAAGAAUGUAGACUAUAAAGAGAUAAUUAAACAACUAAUUUUUUUAUUAUGAAGAGAUCAAAAAAUUAUGAAAGGUCAGAAAAUCGGAGAAAAGUAGUUGGCAGGUAUAAGUGUGUUAUUAACUUGUACAAUAUAUUAAAGAUGAUAUUUUGAAGUAUGAUCAACGGUAGUGUUUUACAGUGUGAACAACAAUGGUAUGUGAACCAGUGUUCUUUGGUUGCAACUUUAGUGUGUGCCUAGUGCACCAGCUUCCCAUAUGCUGCAUUGUGUAUGCCUGUAAAUAGGCAGGAAACCAGUUGUGCUAUUGUCACUGUGUAGGACUUUGACUGGCACCCCUGCUUUGUGAAUGAAAAAUAUUGCUUUCUCCUGGAAACUUGACAUUUCAUUGUAUUUUAUGAUGCUGGCUGUGUGUUGUACAUGUUGACCUUCAAAGAGUAAGGCAGACGCUGGUAUUUUACUAUUUUCCACAUUAAAAUAUGAAAUUCCACAAAGCAGUGUAACAUCUUACUUCCUUGUGGCCCUUAGAAAUAAGAAGACACAAAUAGAGUUCUGGUAAGUCCAUUUUGAAAUGAGUCCAAUAAAUGUGGAAUGUCAAAAGCAUAUCAGACUCCUGUCAGCCUUCUUGGUCAUGUUCCAAGGAGCGUCAACAGUUCACAAUAUUGUUUAUUGUAUUACGCACUGUGGUACCAGCAUGUGGACAGGUUAUUUCACCACAAACCCCAUGAACUAUGAUGUGAUAAAAAAUCUAGAUGACUUGACCUGAUGAAACGAGUCUUCGUAAUCGGUCUCACAGCCUGUCCUUUUGCUCCAGAUUUGUGACAUGUUUCCAUUGUAAGUUAAAACUGUAGAAUUAACAUUGGCAAAAACUUAUGUAUUUUGACAGAAUAUUGUAAUUUAUGUCGUGAAUGCUGUCCACAUUUAUCAGUGAAACUGUUUUGUCCAGCUGUGAUGUUGUCACACGAUAAAUUAUACAUGUUUGUAAUCCGUUUGUGAAGUAGUGACAAAUAAUAGCUUAUUAUCCCAAUGCGUAUACAGCAACAAAUCAAUGUUACAUUACCCAUGUUGUCCCAGUGUAUGUGAGAAUUAGGUUUUCUGGAGAGUGAUGUGGAGGUAUUUUAAAUUUCUUGUACCGAAUUUUACAAUAUUUUUCAGAUGCGUCCUUUGAAACCUUCCAUCCAUUUCCUUUUGGUUGUAAUGAUAAAGAACUCCAAACUCUCUUUAAAGUUUUGGUCAAAACAAUUUUUUUUUUUUAAUGUGUGGUGUACCUCUGGCAUUAUUAAACAUUCUGGCAUUUCCAUGUCAGCAAAGAAUGGUUGUUCCUCUUCUUGGGAAAAAAAGUAUUUAUAAAAUACUGGGAAUUUCAAAGUGUUGUACAGAGUCCAACUAAAUAUUUUAGAGUAAAUGUUGACCAUUUGUAAUUUUUUCCAACUUUGAAUCAAAGGAAACUGAAUGUAGAAAGUAAUACUCAUCUUAGUCCUGAAUCCUCCAAUUUGAAUGUGAUGUUGCACAUACCCUGGGGGUGACUAACCCACAAAAGGUUUUGCCUCGUUCUGAUGGAUAGUAGAUUCUACAACCCAGGCCACGUUUAAUUUACUUUUUAAGUGGCUUAUGUUGCAUUAAAUCGAGAGAGUUUGAUUCAGAUUACGUCAUAGUCUUAGAUUUUGGUAGUUGUAGCCUUUAGGAUGGUUCUGACAUGGAGGUUGUUUUGCUACCUCUGUGGUUCUGGUAUGUAGUCAGGGAGUAUUAGACACCUCCAGAACUAUACAUGUAUAUCUAUUAAGCCAGCAUACUGUACACGGAGAAAAAGGCACAGAUUAACAUUUUGGCCCUAAUAAUGAAAUAAUUACAAGUAAGUUGAUAUUUCCACAAUCCUCAAUGUAGCCUUUAAACUACUUUACAAUGUCAUGUGUAUUUCAUUGACCUUGUGGGACCUCCCAUAGCCAUUAUCUGUAUUUUUUUCUCCCCAAGAAACAUUUGUCUUUUACUUCCUACAUGUUGAGAACAAGUUGACAGCAGUGAGCAAGUCCUGUGAUUUCUCAGCUGGUAAACAACUGUGCUUAGGGAAGGUGCAUUGAGCAUUUUACUGGUAAUCCACAAAUGAGCAGUACUCUUGGUGAGUGCACGAAGGACGCUUGAGGAGACAGUGGAGUAUUCCUGCACCACUUGGUUAUUUCAAGAUGGCAGAGAGGUGACCAUUUGCAUAUUGUGGUCGUGUCUGAAUCAUUUGUCCACUGCUCGACAUUAUGCACCAGUCUACAGCUGUGGCUAAAACCACUUCCCAUAGAGUCGUGUGUAAUGCCAUCCUCGGCUAGUGGGAAUUUCAAAGUGUUGUACAGAGUCCAACUAAAUAUUUUAGAGUAAAUGUUGACCAUUUGUAAUUUCUUCCAACUUUGAAUCAAAGGAAACUGAAUGUAGAAAGUAAUACUCAUCUUAGUCCUGAAUCCUCCAAUUUGAAUGUGAUGUUGCACAUACCCUGGGGGUGACUAACCCACAAAAGGUUUUCCUGCACCACUUGGUUAUUUCAAGAUGGCAGAGAGGUGACCAUUUGCAUAUUGUGGUCGUGUCUGAAUCAUUUGUCCACUGCUCGACAUUAUGCACCAGUCUACAGCUGUGGCUAAAACCACUUCCCAUAGAGUCGUGUGUAAUGCCAUCCUCGGCUAGUUCAGACAUGACCAACGAUAUGAGAACAAUUCAAACGUAAUAUUUUUUACACCUGCAAGUAUAUAGAGAGUAAUAACACGCUGGAAUGCAGCCAGUCAGAGCCAUGUGUAGAGAGUUGUGACAAGUGUCAUCAUUGUUAGAAACAAACUGACAGGUGUAUGCACCAGUGCACCCAGACAGGUGGUUUACAAUAGCCGAACGCUAUACUCUAUACAGAAUAAACAGCCCCAUUUUGUCUCCAAAAUCUGAAGCUGGUGCUAUUUUCUCUCCUUAUACAUGUAUACAGCUAGCCUCAGCCUUCUGUGAACUGUAGAUUUAGUGGCUCUACCACUGUAGCACAUGCCAUAUGGGGUCUGUUGGUUUCACAUGGAUUCAUAUCUCAAUCAGUAAUCCGUUAUUGGUUCACUGACACCAGAACCCACCUAAUGGAUGGAGCGAACUUAUGUUGGGAUCACUGAUGGGGAUAGAGCUUUGUGACACCAGGAAUUGUUCUCUGUUUAGGUUGGGGUUAGACAGAUGUUUAUUUUGACUGAGUUGAAAUCCAGCUUGGGUAUAUUGAAGGUUAUGAAAGAUUGAGUUGAUUUUGAUAAUACUUUGUGACCUUCAGGGUGGCUUUGAAUAUUCGGAAUAUCGACAGGACAAAUGAUUCUGAGAAUUCUACAGAUACAUGUACAUAUAGUGAUGCAGAUGUGAAAUACACGUCCCCAGAUGCUAGCUUACCAGUGAACUGCCGUUUGCAACUGCAGAGGGUUAUUUAGUGGAUGGGAAUCCAAUUGAAUUGAUUAGUGAUUAGUGGUUAGUACAAUAACUUCCAAAAAUUCGCCCCAAAAAGUAAUGUUCAACGGAAGAACAUAAUAUGAGAGUAUCUGUAUGGCUGUGCUAACCUUGUUGCUAUAGUGUUCAAGAUUUAUCUCGUCUCCAUCUCAACAUAGCCAUAUUGCAAGUUGUGACCAGUUUCCUCUGUGUUUUGGAUUUAACUAAGCGCUCUUCAGUUUACUCAGAUAUGUUGUUUCAAAUAAAGAUACAUUUUUGUACAUAUUAAAAACAGAAA